This is a messenger RNA of Cantharellus anzutake, 402 nucleotides long. RefSeq lists its product as uncharacterized. NCBI's taxonomy places the organism in Eukaryota, Fungi, Basidiomycota, Agaricomycetes, Cantharellales, Hydnaceae. Bases 1 to 402 code for a protein of 133 amino acids. The record is from RefSeq and is a predicted model, not a curated record. The transcript has 5 exons.
AUGUCUGAUGGGUGGUUCAAAACAGGGGAUGUGGCGAUUUGGGAUGAGGAUGGGUCUUACUUGCCUCCCGCCGAGUUGGAAGCGGUCCUCCUUACUAAGGGGAUCCUUGACGUCGGCGUCAUCAAAGCGUAUGAAUUCGGGGUUUGGGAAUGGACUAAGCCGAGGGUUGCGGUGCACAAAUGGGUAAGGGAUUGCGUUGUGGUAGUUGGCACUAUUCCCAAAAGGAACAAUCGACUAGAAGGGUGCCAAGGAAUGGCCAGGGAUUUGCGUGGGUGUUUGGCUUUUAAGGAUCAAGGUAUUAAUUACACUGCGCCUGGACCGAACGCUGUUGCCCGGACCAACUCCGAGUUAGAAGCGUACGCAGUAAAGUCGAUUAUCAGGGGGGUGAAUCGAUGUAUCUAA